This is a messenger RNA of Maniola jurtina (meadow brown), 970 nucleotides long. RefSeq names its product dual specificity protein phosphatase 23-like. Gene Ontology annotation, molecular function: protein tyrosine/serine/threonine phosphatase activity. The record is from RefSeq and is a predicted model, not a curated record. The coding region runs from base 140 to 832 and encodes 230 amino acids. Gene Ontology annotation, biological process: cilium assembly; protein dephosphorylation. NCBI's taxonomy places the organism in Eukaryota, Metazoa, Arthropoda, Insecta, Lepidoptera, Nymphalidae. The transcript is spliced from 3 exons.
GUUUCAGAGUACAGCGUCAGUUUAUACACAAAAAUCGCGCCAGAUGGUCACGAGUGAAAGUUGAUAAUUUUUUUUUGGUGAAAUAUCGUAAUUUUUUUUAUAAGUACCGAAAAAAUCUUUUGGAAAAUUAAAAGAAAAAAUGGCUGAGGCCUACGAGGACUACUACCCCGUGUACACUAGGAUGGAAGACAUCACGGAGCAGGAUGACAGACAUUUGGCCGGAGCGAGAAAAGAAAUUAGAAAUGACUUAACUGUUAUUAUUCCGGAAAAUCCGUUCCCGGAAAUAGCAGUAGAUGCGUACCCGCCCUUAAAAUUUUCUUGGGUUAUUCCCAAAAAACUAGCAGCUAUGGCCUUUCCAAGGCAUGUAGAAAAUCUACAGUUUCUCGUCAAUCAGGGAAUAACUCACCUGGUGACACUGACGGCGGGUAAGAAGCCUCCAGUGGACGACAUCCCUAGCCUGAGAUGGACAGAGAUACCAAUUGAAGAAUUCGAGGCGCCCACGGUGGAACAGAUUGGACAGUUCAUUGAUGUUUGUAAGCGGUCGGAUAAAAAUGGUGAGGUGAUGGGCCUCCACUGCCGGCAGGGUCGGAGCCGCUCCGGCGUGAUGCUGGCCUGCUAUCUGGUUCACUUCCACCGGUUCUUGCCAGACCAAGCUAUAAACGUUGUCCGAAUGAUACGUCCAGGUUCGUUAUUUUUUGAGGAACAAGAAGAAGCUAUCGGCAGAUAUUUCGAGCAUCUCACAGAGAACAACCCGCUGAGGUUCGGCGUCAGCGAUGACGUCGUGGAGGAGUUUAUAGAAGUCGCUAAAGAGACAACCAAGCAAGCGUUAUAGAGCCAACAAUAUCACUAAUUAUAUACCUAGGUGUAACAAAAAGCUGGCACCAACUACAAAAACACGACGUAUCAAUGAAGACGGUUGUGAAAAGAAAUAGCCAUACCUGUAAUAAUAACUAAUUAUAAACAUACCUAU